This is a messenger RNA of Mangifera indica (mango), 1079 nucleotides long. RefSeq names its product mitochondrial inner membrane protease ATP23-like. Gene Ontology annotation, biological process: mitochondrial proton-transporting ATP synthase complex assembly; mitochondrial protein processing. Bases 212 to 790 code for a protein of 192 amino acids. Gene Ontology annotation, cellular component: extrinsic component of mitochondrial inner membrane. The transcript has 6 exons. NCBI's taxonomy places the organism in Eukaryota, Viridiplantae, Streptophyta, Magnoliopsida, Sapindales, Anacardiaceae. Gene Ontology annotation, molecular function: metalloendopeptidase activity. The record is from RefSeq and is a predicted model, not a curated record.
UAACUUGUUUUUCGUCUCACUGUCCUCGCAACGAAACUUGGCGGUUCAGCCUCAUUUAUCUUUCUCAGUUCGCAUUGGUCAGUGAUCUUGUGUAAUUCAGCUUUCACUAAACUUAUCCAGAUAUUCGAUUUUUCAGUGUGAAUUUCUCUCAGGAUCCUAGCGUUUGUACGUUGGUGUCCUGGUGACACAAGCUAAAUCCCAAGUCAGAGCGAUGGCAGAGGAAUCAGCCGUGAAGUCAUCACCCACUGUUAUGGGCAGUGGUGGUCUAACUGUAGAGGAAUGCGAAGACAUGAUUCAGAGAAGUUUCAGAACCCCAAUGGUGAAAUUCUUGAAGGAGAAUUUAGAGAAAACUGGGUGUGCAUUUGGGGACAAUUUCAUCAAGGCUGUUCAUUGUGAUCAAAAAGUUAGCGGGGGCUAUGUUGCUGGUGAAGGGAUAAUGGUGUGUAGUAAUCACAUGGACAUACAAGAUGAUGUCAACCAAGUAGUUAUACAUGAGCUAAUUCAUGCAUAUGAUGAAUGUCGUGCUGCAAACUUGAACUGGGCUAAUUGUGCUCAUCAUGCCUGUAGUGAGAUUCGUGCGGGCCAUUUGAGUGGUGAUUGUCACUACAAACGGGAAUUGUUGCGAGGUUACAUGAAGAUAAGAGGCCAUGAACAAGACUGUGUGAGAAGAAGAGCUUUGAAGUCAGUGAUUGCUAAUCCUUACUGCUCAGAAGCAGCUGCAAAGGAUGCCAUCAAAGAAGUGUGGGAUGUAUGUUACAAUGAUACACAGCCCUUUGACAGAGCUCCUUAAGGCACUGUUAAAGAAAACGCCAAACCAGCUACUACACAAAGAAUCAUUAUCCAAGCAAAAAAAUGAUUGUUGUCGAAGCGUAGGAUUAUGCUUUUUAGAAGCAUUUGGUAUACACAAAUAUUCAUUUAUUUCAUAGUUUCUCAUCAUUUAUUUCACCAUAUUUUGACUGAUUAAUUGGGAGUUUACCCUUUUUUAAUUUAAUUUUGAUGUAAAACAAUGAUUUUAUGUGAUUCUUGAGGUCUUAUAAAAGAAAUAUAAUAAAAAAAACUCUUCACUUUUUUCCAAUGGU